AUGAGUGGCCAGCCUCCACCCCCCGCGGGACGACCCAUCGGAGCUCCUCCCAGGCCCCGUCCGAACAAUGUGCUGCGUCCGAACCGUCCGAAGCCAUCCAUAUUCGCCUCUCACAGAAACCACAACCGGCCCAACCCUGCCGCAGCUUCCAAGCCAAAAUCCACCCCCGAGUCGAGGCAAAAGGCCCUGGAGCAGCGCCGCAAGGAGAAUGGCGGAUGGUCCGAGGCUGCGCCCGAGGGCUGCAAUGAUAUCCCAAUCAUGACGACUAAGAGGGAGCUCAUGGACGGCCUGCGCUUUCACAUUAUGAGGUUCUCACAGGCCAAGAUGGACAGCAAGGCCGUCGACCCGACCGACGACGACGAGUUCGCACGCCCCGUCACCCUGCACAGGCGAGACCCGCGCCAACCCCCGGCCGCGCGCGCCCCCAAGGUUGAAGAGCCGGAGAAGGUGCCCGUCGACGCCCAGGAGAUUGAGAGGCUGGAGGCGCUCAAGGCCGAGAAGGAGGCCCAAAAGGCCAUCGACCAGGCCAAGAUUGCCCCCGUGGCCAAGGAAUCCAACCCCAAGCCCAAGAAGAAGGUGCGCGAGGAGAGGACCCAGUUCCACCGUACCUACAAGUCCGAGGCUGCUCGGAAAGAGUCUGAGCUGCGCUAUGAGGAGGCUCUGCCCUGGCACCUCGAGGAUGCCGACGGCAAGAACGUCUGGGUAGGUAACUACGUGGCUGCGCUAUCCGGAAAUAAUGUUGCUUUCAAAAUUGACGGUUCCGUCUUCCGCAUGGUGCCCCUGGAGAAGUGGUACAAGUUCACGUCAAAGCCGUCCUUCAAGGUUCUCAGUAUCGACGAGGCUGAGGAUCUGAUGAGCCGUAAGAUGGAUGUAGGCCGCUGGGUGAUGAAGUCAGACGAGAGAAAGGCCAGCCAAGCAGAACUAGAAGCCACCAGGCGCAUGCUCGGCGGCGGCGGUCGCAUGAUCAAGACGGAGAGCUCUACCUUCAAGGCCGCUUCCAGGGCCGAGAAGAUGGAGCACGAUGACAUCGACAUCUCGGGUGAUGAGUUCCAGGAUGACGACGAGGCCGUCACCUUUGAGCGUAACAAUGACGAGGACGAGAAGGAAUCCAAGGAAAGGAUCCGACGCGAGCAGCUGGGUGCCAACCUCUUUGGUGAUGGUGACGAGCAGCAGGUCGAGAAGGAUCUCAAUGAGGAGCUGAGGGAGGAGCUGGAGCGUCGCAAGUACGGAGAGUCUACCAAGAAGGCUCUCAUCAAGAGGGACCGAGAAGACGUGUAUGAGAGCGAUGCGUCUCAGGAGAAUCCCUGGAGCAGUUCGAAUGAGGAGGACAAGAAAGACAAGGAAGAAGGCGAGGACGGCCAGAACGACUCCAAGGAUGGCAAGGACAAGGACAAGUCUAAGGGUCCCAAGGGCAGCACGCCCCAGAAGCAGAAACUUGGUGACUCCUCCAAGAAGGGUAAAGGCAUCAAGCGAGUCGGAUCCCCCGCCCUGUCCGAGUCCAGCGGCAACGAGUCGACGUUCAAGAAGAAGACCAAGGCAUCAUCGUCGGUCAUGGGCAGCCGUGCCGGCACCCCAUCCUUCCAGCAGGCUGCAGUGGCCAAGCGCAAGGCCAAGAGCGGCGGUGCUGGUUCCGGCAGCGAUGGCGAGGCCACAGCCGGAGAAUUGUCUGACGGCGCCGGGCCCAAGAAGAAGAUCAAGCUCAAGGGCAGCAGCAGCGGCACGCCGUCUGCCUCGAGGACCGGAACGCCCAACCCCACUGCAAGGAGCACCUCUCCCGACUCCCAGGCCAACGGUGCCAUUGAGCCCUCCGAGGUUCUAGACAGGAUCCCCCCCGAGGGUAUCACGAUCCAGGAUCUCAUCAAGUUCUUCACCGGACGUGUGGGCGAGAGACCGGGCCAGAUGCCCAAGGCCGAAUGGAUCAGGCUUGUCCGUGGUCUCUGUGACUAUGGUGCCGACAAGAGGCUUCGUAAGAAAUGA
This is a messenger RNA of Geosmithia morbida, 1977 nucleotides long. RefSeq lists its product as uncharacterized. Gene Ontology annotation, molecular function: TFIIF-class transcription factor complex binding; RNA polymerase II general transcription initiation factor activity; DNA binding. Gene Ontology annotation, cellular component: nucleus; transcription factor TFIIF complex. Gene Ontology annotation, biological process: transcription initiation at RNA polymerase II promoter; positive regulation of transcription elongation by RNA polymerase II. The coding region runs from base 1 to 1977 and encodes 658 amino acids. The transcript is spliced from 3 exons. The record is from RefSeq and is a predicted model, not a curated record. Lineage: Eukaryota; Fungi; Ascomycota; Sordariomycetes; Hypocreales; Bionectriaceae.